CUUCUCCCAUUUCUCCCUCCUGAACAUGCGCAACAGGCAGUAACAGCAAUGGAGCGAGCAAAACAGAUCUCUGCUCAAGAAGUGGGUCAGCUAAUGCAGUCGAAUGCUCACUCACAACAAAUGGCAGCGAUGAUGCCUGCAAUAGCCGGGAUACCGGGUGCACUGGGUAUGCCACCUGUGGGUUUCCAACAAGCCCUCGCCGCUGCAGCCAUGGGAGCGGCUCAUCGAGUACCUGAAGCCAGCUCUUCGACCGCUCCCCCGGAUAGACAUGAUCAGCCAAGCAGACAGUCGAGUUCACGUCCACGCUCCAUUUCCCCCAAUGGUUCGACAUCUAAGCGGAUGAAGGUGGACGAAGAUGCGGAUGGUGAAGGAGAACUAGAAAUUGACGUACAAAAUGAUGACGCCGGUGCUGCUGGACAUUCGAACGGUACUAGC
Messenger RNA from Strongylus vulgaris, 435 nucleotides. NCBI's taxonomy places the organism in Eukaryota, Metazoa, Nematoda, Chromadorea, Rhabditida, Strongylidae. The record is from the annotation of a GenBank genome assembly.